AUGUCUUCUUGGUAUGGCGGAUAUCAAACCAUAACGCCGCCGCCUUCCUACACAACUUACGCACCGACGAGUUCCUGCACCGAGGUCUUCAAGUACUACACCACUAAAGCACCGGAGUUUGAUACCACAACUUACGCUGCCCCGAGCCACUACACGGACACCCUGAAGUAUUACUCUGCCCCGAGUUACUACACCACCAAGGCCACGGAGUACUACAUGACAACGCAUGCCGCCCCAUCCGACUACACCGAGGCUCCCAACUGCUACACCGAGGCUCCUGCUGAUAACUCCACCAAAACAAUCGAAUACUACACCGAAGCGGCAAAGUACUACUCUGCCCCGAUCUACACAACCACAACUGAGGCGGCUAAGUAUUACGCUGUCCCGACGUACUACACAGAAGCUGCUCUUUCGUGCUACGUUGAACUGAAAUACUACACUGAUGCUCCAGUCUACUACACCACGACCUACGCUACACCUAGCUACAACACCGCAGCCGGCAAGUACUACACCGAAGGAGCCGCCUAUAACACAAUCACGUACGCUGCCUGGUAUACUACAUCGAGGAAUUUAAGUAUUAUCCUGCUCCAAACUACUACCAUCUGAAGUUCAUUUGUAUUACACCAGCAAUUCUCCUGAUUUUGUCACCACUACUUAUGUUGCACCGACCUAUCGAAGUUCUGAAGUAUUUCACUGGAUGUGUUGAAAGAUUGCUGAAAUACAAGAUUGAUCGAUAAAUCA
Messenger RNA from Daphnia pulex (common water flea), 741 nucleotides. RefSeq lists its product as uncharacterized. Lineage: Eukaryota; Metazoa; Arthropoda; Branchiopoda; Diplostraca; Daphniidae. The record is from RefSeq and is a predicted model, not a curated record. Bases 1 to 606 code for a protein of 201 amino acids. The transcript has 2 exons.